UGUUGCUGCAUCCUAUCGUUGACUGGUGCGGCUGAUGAGCUAAAAAGCUUUCGUUAUGGCUUUUCUGUGUUAGCCAGUUAGCUAACAGCACGUCAGUGUAAGUGAACGGGUUAGCUGGCCUUGAAGAUGUUCUUUAUGUCUCUGAUGGUCAGAGAUCGUUGUAGAGGGGACAAACGCUGGCUACGGCCCUACUGCAUUUAACACUCAGUAAUGUCCUGUGCUUUAACUCAGCGACACUAGGCAUAUGAAGCGAACAGGUCAACAACACAGACAGCUGCAUGGCUGUGAUCUGCUGUGUGCAGCGUGGACUAAUCAGCUGAAAACAGAACAAGUUUGUAGUGUUGGCAAACUAAGAGGCGUUGCCUGCCCUGCCCAGUCCCUUCCUGGCUGUCCCCACUUCACAGUAAUCAUGUGAGCCGGACACCGGUUAGCGUCCCGUCUGUGUCUGAUACUUCAGUCGGUUCGUGCCGCAGGCUGUUCUCUGUCAUCCUACCAGUCAGCUCCACGUCGGCUGGCGGAGGGAGGAGGGGAUUCACCAAGACUUUCAGCUGGUACAGUUUGUGAGAGGAGCAACAGUUUCUUCCUCCCAGCUCACAAUCGGCUCCCCUUGUCAGCUUAAAGCACUACAAGACUGAAAAGGAGGCACGACUUCAGGCUUUUUCAUCAGUCCCUGUGAUCAGGCCGACCACCGUGGUGUCGUCAGUGAACUUCGUUCAAGGGGUGAAUGGGGGCACAGUCAUACAUGUAGAGGGCAUACAGGAGGGGGCUCAGCAAACACCCCUGGGAGGAGCCGGUGCUGAGUGUCAGGGUGGAGGAGCAGAGCUGACCGACCUUAACAGCUUGUGGUCAGUUGGUCAGGAAGUUUGUGAUCCAGGAGCAGAUGGGGGAUGAUGAUGGUGAAAGGAUAACAUUCAACGAGUCGCAUUCCCUCCACCCAAAGUGACCCCAUCUUCCCCUUUUGUCCACAUUCAUCUGCAGUCCUUUUUGUGAGCUGCAAGCUCGCUGACCUGACCUUAUGGGAUUUCAUAAAAUACAUGUGUUCCACAGUAACAUCAUGUAAAUUCUAUUUAAAUUGGACAGUCCUCCACCUGGCACCCUCCUGACCAAAGGACAGAAUGAAAUAAGUACAAUGUGAUGAGAUAUUAACUCCCUGCCCAUCCAAAAUUGUCACCUUGGUCUUUAGGAUUCUUACCGUGUUCUAUCUCUUGUUCCUUUCCAACCCCACCACCUUUCUAGUGUUAUUGUGGGCCAUGGUUCGCAAGAAAGGCUCUCUUAUACUAUGCGGUGCUUUCCUGUUUGUUGCUUGGAAUGCUUUGCUUCUACUUUAUCUUUGGGGUCGCCCUCCCGUGGGUCACCUAGGAGAAGGCGGUGGAGCUGAACCAGGAGGAAAGGAGGAGUGGGGCAUGGUCAGAGGUAAAGGAGGUCGAGUCAACCUUGCUGGAGAGGUAAUCCGGCUGGCAGAGGAGGUUGAAGUUCAACUUGAGACCCAGAAAAAGCUGCUAAAGCAAAUUGAAAGUCACAGGGCGUUAUGGGCUCGGCAGAAAGAGAUUGGGAAAAAGCAAACUGAUGAUAUCAAAGAAGUAAAACAGGUUGUUCACCAGCAGCAGGAAAAUCCAGUUCCUCUCAAAAACAAUGUGUAUUUCGGGGAACAAGAUGAAACAAAACCUACACAGAGGCCUGUUCAUACUGUAGCUGUGGGCUCAAACUUAAAACAGCAACAGUCCACUGAAAUAAGGGAAGAGGUUGUUGAGAACACUAAAGUAACAACUCUUGUUUCUGGCCCACAAGUCAUCAUUCCCAUUCUUGUUAUUGCUUGUGACAGAGUGACGGUAAAACGGAGCCUUGACAAACUGAUACAGUACCGCCCUUCACCAGAGCUAUAUCCAAUCAUUGUCAGCCAAGACUGUGGCCAUGCUGAGACAGCUCGUGUGAUUGGCUCAUAUGGAGAGCAAGUAACACACAUAAGCCAACCGGACUUGUCGGACAUCAGAGUCCGGCCAGAGCACAGGAAGUUCCAGGGGUACUACAAAAUCGCCCGACAUUACCGCUGGGCACUCAACCAAGUAUUCCACACGUUCUCGCAAUCUACUGUGGUCAUAGUGGAGGAUGACUUGGAGGUUGCGCCAGACUUCUUUGAGUAUUUCCGAGCCCUGUACCCGAUCUUGCGCUCUGACCCCACCCUGUGGUGUGUUUCGGCCUGGAAUGAUAAUGGCAGAGAUGCCUUGGUGGAUUCAUCCAAAGCUGAGGUCCUCUACAGAACGGACUUCUUCCCGGGUCUGGGCUGGAUGCUGCUGAAAGAGAUGUGGGAUGAAUUGGAGCCCAAAUGGCCCUCAGCCUUCUGGGAUGACUGGAUGCGUCAACCAGAGCAGCGCAAGGGCCGCUCCUGCAUUCGACCAGAAAUCUCUCGGACUAUCACCUUUGGCCGGAAAGGUGUCAGUUUAGGUCAAUUCUUUGACCAGUAUCUUCGCUAUAUUAAGCUAAACACUGAAUUUGUGCCUUUUACCAAACUGGAUUUGUCUUAUUUGCUAAAAGAGAAGUAUGAAGAAAAGUUUAUCAAAGAGGUUUAUGGUGCCCCACUGGUAAAGAUUGAGGACCUGCAACAAGGGGGCAAUUUAAGAGGACCUGGACCAUACAGGGUGCAGUACUCCAGCAGAGACAGUUUUAAAGUCUUUGCUAGAAAUCUAGGAGUAAUGGAUGACUUAAAAUCUGGAGUUCCUCGUACAGGUUAUAGAGGUGUGGUCAGCUUCCUGUACAGAGGCCGAAGGGUGUUCUUAGCUCCACCAGAGGGCUGGACGCAGUACGAUAUCAGCUGGAGCUGAGAGAUCGACCCAGACACAGAACCUGAAUGGUGUUGAAGAGGGGACAGAGCCUUAAUCAGAGGAACACCCUCUCAGACCAAAGAAUAUGGCGAAUAUGGUGGUUCGAAGUUAAAACAGCACACUCGGAGCUGGAAGGCCUGUUUGUUUGCAAAGCUUCUAAAACUGAACGCUCAUUCAGGAUCAGCAUGGGUCGGCCACACAGACUUCACAAAGAGUUCGGCUGAAGUCAGUUCCAUCCUUAAACAGCUACUGGCAGCGUGCCUUGCUUUCUGGGCUAAUUUUGUUUGGUGUAUUUUCUGUUCCUGUGAUGAACUGGCCAAAUAUAGACAUGACAUCAUUUUCAGAUGUUUGCAGCAGCAGCUGGUAAUCAUGCUAUUAUCCACAGUAUCAGUGAUAAUGCACUUCAGUGGAGCCUGACAGAUAUUGGAUGCAGUGGAGUUUUGCAGAUAAUACCAAUGCUGAAUUUAAGGGAGAGUCUUCAUAGUUUUGUUUAGUGUGCUACAUGCGUUGCAGAAAGAGUCAGUGCCACCCUGCUAGAUAACCUGUGAUAAGUUUUUAAUCACCCCAAACAUCUUUGCAUUUUGCAAAGAUGUUUGGGGUGCAAGAUCAUAUUGCACAUAUUGGACAAAAAGUAAGCAGAUGCCAUGAUAUUCCAGAAUCAGUCAGGUUCUACACUGAAUGCCAAACACAAGCACACCUGUCAAACUUGGGAGAACGAAGUGUUCUGUAUAAAAUCUUCUUAUCCACCUCUUAGCUCCCUGCUACUGUCAGUCUGUAACAAUAAUCAAAAGUUGUGUGCACAAGAUAAUGGCGUGCUUCUACAAGGUAUUACACAUAGAUUGUAUAUAAAAGAUGGCCAUAACUACCAUGACAGCAUUGAUUAGUUGAGUCCCAUCUUGUAGCCUCAAGCUAAGCAUUUUGACCAUCUGUGUUAUUAUUUUUUUUAAAUCGGACAUAAGUGAGGGGUGGAUCUGACCGAGCAGCAUUUCCUUCUACAUUCACUACUGAGGAGGCAAACACAAGCAGAAACUAUAGCGUGACCAUAACGUAAAUAUAAUUGCGCUUGGGGUCCUGCUGGCAGUGGUGGGGGAAAAAACCCUGCUGAGUAACUGAGGGUCGCUGCAUGGUCAUGUGGUAGCAACUUGUUUUAUCUCCUUAAACAGAUCCAUAAAAUCAUCAAGUUUUUUUUUUUUUUACUGAGUUCUUAAAUCAAGAAAGUUUCUUUUCCGAUGUUUUUACACCUGUGCAGGUGUCCUCUGCCGGCUUUUGGAAAGAAUGUAGGUCUCACUUCCUCACUGACUUCAUUUUUUCAAACCCUGAGGCUACAGCCAUCUUUUAUAUACAGUCUGUGGUUUUAGGUUGUAAACCCAGGCCAUAUUCAGUGUUAAGCAAAAUUAUAUGAAGCAGUAAGUUGAAUUGAGAAUUAACUUUACAAUGCAUCACUGUUUGCUUUGCUUUCCUGGAAAAUUGGCAGCUCAGUCUCUAGCUACAACAUUUAUUACUGGAUGGAUGCUAGAAAUACUCAGCCAGGUCACAGGAAACUUACAAGGUGGUGAGAGAUGAUUUUUGGUGGAUGCACAAUAACCAGAUUUAGCCUGAAAAAGAUUUGUGCUGAAGUCUGAGCAAAUGGUGACUGACAGAUCAACGUUUCAGAUGUGAAACAAAGGUAAUCUGAGACCUGUAUUAGGGUUACAGGAAGCUUCACUAAACCAAAACUUUAGGAACAUGGUGAGAAACUGCGUUUUUAGUGAGAAGCUGUAACAGCAGGUGUGUAACUCCACCAAGAAAAGCUGCAGUCUUCAUUCUCCAGCAGUUAAUCGUACAAAGAGAGAAAAUAGGCACUUUGCGACAGUCUCUCCUCAGAGGUAGUCAUGCUGUUUAACUUGGUUUAUAGUUAUGUGAAUAAUGUUAAAGUGUAGUUUGAGAAGAAGACCCCUUUCACAUCUCCCCUCAAACUCUGUUCCCUAAGUGGGUGUGAUCAGUGGCUUUCCUGUUUCAGAAAGCUGCAUAAAAUUGGAGCUCCCUGACUUCAGUAUCACAGUGGUUCAAGAAGAACUGACCUUGUUUGAAGUACACUAGACCAUUUAUGGCUGACGUCCCGCUGACAGCCAUGCUUUGAAAACAAUAAAACAUUAAUUGUGCUUUCAGAGGGUUAGUCUUUUCCACGAAUGAAUCAGGCGUCACAAUCUGUGGAAAGACCUUUAUGAAGGAUUAAAUUAUAAUGAAAUGAUAGAUGCUCUAGCAAAGCUGCAAAUAAGAUUAAAAUCUCACUGACGUUUUACUGAUGAUCGCCCUGAAGCCCUGACACAGGGUCACGUAUAAUGAAACAACAUCCAAACUGUAGUUUUGAUCAGCUUUGUGUUUAAUAGUUUCUGCAACAAGAAGUCUGAGGAAUAGCUAGAGAGAUGAUUAUCACUGUACUGUAAUUAGCAUUGGGAGAUUAUCUACAUGAUUGACUGAUACUCAUUUCUGUAUGGUGAUGUGUAAAACCACUGCCUGAUGUGUUUAUAACUUUAUUACAUUACAAAUAAAUCAACUAUUUUGA
Archocentrus centrarchus (flier cichlid) is the source of this 5364-nucleotide messenger RNA. It is a transcript of the gene mgat1b, whose product is annotated as alpha-1,3-mannosyl-glycoprotein 2-beta-N-acetylglucosaminyltransferase b. Gene Ontology annotation, cellular component: Golgi apparatus. Bases 1251 to 2819 code for a protein of 522 amino acids. Lineage: Eukaryota; Metazoa; Chordata; Actinopteri; Cichliformes; Cichlidae. Gene Ontology annotation, biological process: protein N-linked glycosylation. Gene Ontology annotation, molecular function: alpha-1,3-mannosylglycoprotein 2-beta-N-acetylglucosaminyltransferase activity. The record is from RefSeq and is a predicted model, not a curated record. The transcript is spliced from 4 exons.